Molecule: messenger RNA, 768 nt
Organism: Oikopleura dioica
Lineage: Eukaryota; Metazoa; Chordata; Appendicularia; Copelata; Oikopleuridae
Source: the annotation of a GenBank genome assembly
AUGGACGCGAUCCCAAUUUCUUGCACACUGAGUCAAAUCGAGGUUCAGUCAGCAACAAUCAAGGUCGAAAAGUCGCAACAUGUCUUUUCUGCUACGGCAGCUCCCGAACUUAUUCAGACAAGUUUGGAUCCAAGACUAGAAACGAAUGUGAAUGCUUUGACUAUUGGAGAAGAGCUGACCUUGAGCGCUGAAACCGACUCGUUGACUCUUUUCAAGUAUUCUUUCUUCUAUGAUCCUUUGCUAUCCUUCUUCAGCUUCGCAUUGAAACGAUGUGUUGCGCAAAAUGACGAUGGCUCACAAGAAAUUGAAAUUCUUAACGAUUUUUGCCCGGCGAAUAUGUCGGAAGGCGCCAAUUAUUACAACAAGUCCGAGUAUGGCUCUGACUUCCCAGCUCUUCGACGCCACGUCAACAUCAUGGGUCGAUACGCUGUGUCCCAGGACCCCCGAUUCUUGAACACCAACAGAUGGAGAUCGUGCUGGGUCCACUACGCCGACUUCUACCGAUGCACCCACGUCCGAGAGCAGCUCGGCAAGGACACCGAAGUCUGCGGCUAUUUCCGAAAUAACUUCCUCCAGAUCUGUCCUGAAGGCAUGAUCAAGAAGUUCGACGAGCAGCGAGCCGCCAAGAUCUUCCCUUCUCCCGUCUACAGCCGAGACAUCGAAGACUCUUACGAGUGGGAGCCCAAGCACGAAGCCUGGAAGGUCCAAGCCGAGGCCGCCAAGGAGCGAGAGACCAAGUACCGAGAGUUCUUCCAGUCCCAGAAGUAA